GCCGUACACCCCACCUAAUCCCCUACCGAUCUAGGGUUAGUGCAGUGCUGAUGGGAAGCGCCGCCACCACUUCGCCCACUACUCUUUGCCAUCACCGGCCACCGUCACCAUGGCCGGCACCGGUGGCUCCUCGAGCCACAAGGAGAAGCACGAGGUACAAGACUGCCUACCACUUCCGGCCUCCCAGGAACUGGAUCAAUGAUCCAUGUGGACUAAUGUACUACAAAGGCAUCUACCAUAAUUUCUACCAGUAUAACUCCCACUGCGCCCUCUGGUGUUGGGGUGACAUAACUUGGGGCCAUUCGGUUUCGACAGACCUUGUCAACUGGAUCCAGCUUGAACCCGUGAUAGAACCGGAUAACCCUAGUGACAUAGACGGCUGCUGGACCGGUUCAGCCACAAUUCUAUCUGGUGGUCAACCGGUCAUCUUAUACACCGGUGGUAGCAGAGACAAGUGUCAGGUCCCAAACCUUGUGCUUCCCAAGAACCCGUCUGACCCGUACCUGAGAGAAUGGACCAAAACCGGCAAUAACCCAGUGAUCCAGCCGGUAGUACCGGGUUUGAACAGAAGCCAAUUCAGGGAUCCGACGACCGGUUGGAUCGGACCAGAUGGACUGUGGAGAAUAGCAGUAGGUGCCUGUUAGAAUUAAUGGGCUAGGCCCAUAGCAAUUUCUGAAAUCUCAAAGCCCAUGUGUAAAAUGGCAAGUGGUGGUGCUAAGUUUAGUCCCACCUUGGAA
Triticum aestivum (bread wheat) is the source of this 737-nucleotide messenger RNA. Its product is annotated as beta-fructofuranosidase, insoluble isoenzyme 4-like. Bases 51 to 644 code for a protein of 197 amino acids. The transcript is spliced from 4 exons. Lineage: Eukaryota; Viridiplantae; Streptophyta; Magnoliopsida; Poales; Poaceae. Gene Ontology annotation, biological process: carbohydrate metabolic process. The record is from RefSeq and is a predicted model, not a curated record. Gene Ontology annotation, molecular function: hydrolase activity, hydrolyzing O-glycosyl compounds.